CGCUACCGACUUGGCCCCCGGCGCGAAGAUCAGUACCUCGGGGCGAGACAUCAUUCUCUACUUCCACGGGGCGCUGAGCGGCCAUCCCGGCUUCAGUUUUUCGGUCGAGUUUGAAAUGACGUGUCGCCAGUGUUCGACCUCACAGACGUCGAAUGCCAUCCACUGGAAGUCCCCCAGUUAUCCGUCCGCUUAUCCGUCCGCAUUACAGUGUUCCGUCAACGUGCAGGAGACAGCGCCGGCACUGACCUACCUCAUUUACAGAAGAGUUCGACUGAAUGGCAGAUGUCAAGAUAACUUCGUUGUCAACAGCCCUAAUGGGAAUACCUUUAAGGUGUGUGGCAGGAGACGCGGGAGCAAACGACUCGUUGGAUCCGAACACAGUGUUUCCUUCAGCAGCGGGCCAGCGGUGGGCCCCGCGGGCUGGUACCUAGUUUUUUACAGGAGAAGUUCGUCCUGCCACGGCGUCGUGGAUCUCUCAAGUUCUUCCUCGGGAUAUCUGAAGUCCAGAAGAUAUCCGAGGCUUCACCCCAAGUUCAACCAGUGCGAAUGGUGGCUCAGGGCUCCCGCCGGACAGAAGAUCCAGCUGACGUUCGAGUACCUGGUACUUGCGAGCAGGUUAUACCAGCCAGAUAUGACGUGGUACCAGAAUUAUUACUACCAGAAAUUCUGCAACCGUGGCUACGUCCUCCUAUCCAUGGAAGGAGACGCAUCCUAUCCGCCGUCCUCAGAAAAUACCCAGAAACUGUGCGGAUACCGUCAGGCGGGAUUCCAGGUCACGUCGGUCGCCAAUGAGAUGAACCUCCUCUUCUACGGCGCCAAAUAUAGAACGAGGGGCAUGAAAGUGCGAUACGACUUGCUUUGAAGCAAUAACCCACGCUUGAACCUGGACUGUCUAUCUAUAUAAAC
This is a messenger RNA of Penaeus indicus, 906 nucleotides long. Its product is annotated as CUB domain-containing protein 2-like. NCBI's taxonomy places the organism in Eukaryota, Metazoa, Arthropoda, Malacostraca, Decapoda, Penaeidae. The transcript is spliced from 5 exons. The record is from RefSeq and is a predicted model, not a curated record. Bases 116 to 862 code for a protein of 248 amino acids.